AUGAGUUUAGCAUUUCUCCACGCGCAUGACUGCACAGAACCCCAUUCUGACGCUGUUUGGGGGGUUGCAUGGACUGCUAAUGAUACAGCUAUCUCCGUCUCUGCCGAUGGCUCCGUGAAGCAGUGGUCAUCAGCUGUUGGACAACCCCAUCCUCCCAAUGCAUCAUUCCCUCCACCGCAUACACUGGCUCAAGUUUCUUUAUCGGUUUCCAGAGAUGGAAGAAGGGCCCUCUAUAACAGUAUAGAGGGUUUGACUAGCCUGUGGAAUCUAGAAAAUGGGGAAGUAGUAGGGACAUUUGAGAGUUUUACCAGAGUGAAUGAGGAUUCUGAACCAUCUUGGUCAGUUUCCCUUCAUCCCAGCAGUGACACGUAUGCUUCUACUGGAGGAUCCGGCAAUGUUCACAUUCACUCAGCUAAACCCGAGAACUUUGGGCAACGCAUCUCAACUCUAUCGUCUGGAAGGAACAAAUUUGGAAUGUUCUGCGCUUAUAGUCCAGAUGGUCAACGCGUUGCCAUGUCCUCUGAAUCAGGACAAAUCUACAUUUUCGACGUUGAAUCUGGCAAUUUAUCGUUUACAUUCACUUCUCAUGCAAUGUCCGUUCGCUCCUUAGCUUGGUCUCCCGACUCCAACCUCCUCCUGAGUGCUUCUGAGGAUAAGCGUCUCCUUUUGCACGAUGUUCGCACUGCGCCUGGAGGAGCAGUGGCCUCCUUUUCGGGACAUUCAUCAUGGGUUCUCAGCACUGAUAUUUCUCCUGACGGCCGUCUAGGACUAUCUGGAUCCGCAGAUAAAACUAUUAAGGUUUGGGAUAUUGGCGCACGGGCAGCGGUCUCAACAAUCCAAGACACUGGGGAAGUUUGGUCUGUGUCAUGGCGCCCAAAACCUGCAGCUGUUGGUAGCCCAGGAGCGUUCGUCAGUGGAGGGGAGGACGGCGUGGUGAGAUGGUGGCGAGGAGCUGGAUCUUCCACAUCAUGA
This is a messenger RNA of Psilocybe cubensis, 972 nucleotides long. RefSeq lists its product as uncharacterized. Gene Ontology annotation, cellular component: Cdc73/Paf1 complex. The transcript is spliced from 7 exons. The record is from RefSeq and is a predicted model, not a curated record. The coding region runs from base 1 to 972 and encodes 323 amino acids. Lineage: Eukaryota; Fungi; Basidiomycota; Agaricomycetes; Agaricales; Agrocybaceae. Gene Ontology annotation, molecular function: protein binding.